CCACUAGGCGUCGUACGGUUGUGUCUCUGAUGAGAAUAACUGAAUAAGAAUUGACAUUCUCGACUUCUCGUAUAAAAGGAACUGACUGUCACUUGGUUGGUUUUCAGUGUACAUUUUUUGUUGUGAUCAAUUCUAACUUUCGAGAUUUGAUAUCGCUUCAAGAUUUCAAUUUUAAAAUGAAUGUAUUGUUAGCUGUGCGCAUGUACAUCAGUAAAAUGAUACAGGAUAGUGGUCCGGGAAUGAAAGUAUUAUUAAUGGACAGAGAAACGAUUGGAGUUGUGAGCGUUGCGUAUGCACAGUCAGAAAUAUUACAAAAAGAGGUUUACCUCUUUGAGCAAAUCGACAAAUCUGGACACGGACCAAUAAUGAAACAUCUGAAAUGUGUUGUCUUCUUAAGACCUUCUCAGGAGAAUGUGCAACUCCUGGCAACUGAAUUGAAGUCUCCACGAUAUGGAGUCUACUACAUAUAUUUUAGUGGGAUAAUUUCCAAGGCAGCUAUUAAAGUUUUGGCAGAAUCAGAUGAACAGGAAGUUGUCAGAGAAAUUCAAGAAUUUUAUGCUGAUUUUUUUGCUAUUGGACCUCACUUAUUUUCAUUGAAUUUGGAGAAACCUAUACAUGGAAUGGAGUGGAACCCCAAUAGCUUACAGAGGUCUGUUCAAGGUGUUUUAAGUGUGUUAUUAAGCUUGAAGAAAAAUCCAAUCAUCCGAUACCAGCACUUCUCUCCUCUGGCUCGCCGUCUUGCUGAAAGCAUACGUGACACAGUGUUAAAAGAGUCUUCUUUGUUUCAUUUCCAAAGAGGAGAAAGCGUGCCGCUCUUAUUAAUUUUGGAUCGACGAUGUGAUCCAAUUACACCCUUGCUUAAUCAGUGGACAUAUCAAGCUAUGGUGCACGAAUUAUUGACGAUAAAAAACAACAGAGUUAGUUUAGUUGGUGUUCCUGGUGCGCCAAAAGACAUGAGCGAAGUCUUACUCUCUGCAGAACAGGAUGAAUUUUAUGCAAAUAACAUGUACCUGAACUUUGGAGAUAUUGGCCAGACUAUUAAGUCAUUGAUGGACGAAUUCCAAGCAAAAGCUAAAAGUCAUCAAAAAGUGGAAAGCAUAGCUGAUAUGAAAGCGUUUGUGGAAAACUAUCCUCAAUUCAAGAAAAUGUCAGGAGCAGUCACGAAGCACGUGACUUUAGUAGGCGAACUUUCGCGCGUGGUGACCCAACAUAAUCUUUUAGAAAUUUCGGAAGCCGAACAAGAACUCUCUUGUCAAGAGGAACACUCGCAGUCACUCACAAAAAUUCGUCGCUUAUUGGCUACUGAUCAAAUCCGAGAUAUUGAUGCUUCCCGUCUUGUGUUUCUUUAUGCUAUUCGAUAUAAUAAGCACCCAAAUAAGGAUAUUUUAGGCCUUGUAGAAUUGCUUCGACGUCGAGGAACACCUGACCGAUUAAUUGACUCUGUGGACGACAUGCUUCGCUACAGCAAUUCCGGUGAAACUGUCAGUUCGAGUUUUCUUACUACAAAGGAUGUAACCAAAAUCACUGAAAAAAUUUUUAAGGGUUUAAAGGGUGUCGAAAAUGUAUUCACUCAACACUCACCUGUCUUGAAAGACAUAAUGGACAAUAUAGUUAAAGGACGUUUAUCCGAAGACGCCUUUCCUGCUGCUGGAGGCGAAUCUACUGCUGGAAGAAUCCAAGAUGUUAUCAUCUUCAUGGUAGGCGGAGUGACUCACGAAGAGUCGUUCGCCGUGCAUCAGUUCUGUCGAGCCAAUACCGGUAUUCGGAUCGUUCUUGGAGGAACCCUAAUUCAUAAUAGUCAGUCGUUUAUGACGGAUGUGGAAGCAGCCGUUAGAUAUUCAGCCUCAGGCACAUCCCUAAAGUAUCCUCAAAAUUCAUCCUCAUCAGGUUCUGGUCGCCAUCCUAAGUUAACUUGAGCUAUUGAGAUUUUUUUUCAUUAAAUUUAUCAUACGGUAUGAACCAAAAGCUAUCAAAGAAGUCGAUUAUAUUAUUUGUUUUAUUUUCCAUGAGCACAUGCCAUUGUUCAGCUGAAUGUAAAAAUGAUGUUUUCCCUAAUUGCACCCAAUUAAUGUUUAAUUGCUAUAUAUGUGUUGAAAUUUAA
Molecule: messenger RNA, 2101 nt
Organism: Daphnia pulex (common water flea)
Lineage: Eukaryota; Metazoa; Arthropoda; Branchiopoda; Diplostraca; Daphniidae
Gene: Vps45
Product: vacuolar protein sorting-associated protein 45-like
Exons: 12
Coding region: 177-1916 (579 amino acids)
Biological process (GO): vesicle-mediated transport; intracellular protein transport
Cellular component (GO): Golgi membrane
Source: RefSeq, a predicted model, not a curated record